Aspergillus niger is the source of this 276-nucleotide messenger RNA. RefSeq lists its product as hypothetical. The record is from RefSeq and is a predicted model, not a curated record. The transcript has 2 exons. NCBI's taxonomy places the organism in Eukaryota, Fungi, Ascomycota, Eurotiomycetes, Eurotiales, Aspergillaceae. The coding region runs from base 1 to 276 and encodes 91 amino acids.
AUGGAAGAAGAGUCUAUAUUCCGAAAUCUCGGCCCGGCGUACGCCAACUGGAUGACGGGCUAUGUCCGUUCUGAUCUGUUAAAUACCGACAAAGCAGCCUUUACUGUUCUUGAUGACAUGCGAGAUUUAAGGUCUUCGUAUUGGAUACCCCAAGAAAGGGGUGCCGCCGGAGAAGCAGAAUGUAGCCCUGGAAAGAGAGGAAGAGAAACCGGGUCUAUUUGUUCGGAUGCCGUGGAUGUUGCAUUAGCUGGCGGACUUAUCUUUUCUAAUCAGUAG